Molecule: messenger RNA, 2414 nt
Organism: Hippocampus comes (tiger tail seahorse)
Lineage: Eukaryota; Metazoa; Chordata; Actinopteri; Syngnathiformes; Syngnathidae
Gene: pank2
Product: pantothenate kinase 2
Exons: 7
Coding region: 182-1516 (444 amino acids)
Biological process (GO): coenzyme A biosynthetic process
Cellular component (GO): cytosol; nucleus
Molecular function (GO): pantothenate kinase activity; ATP binding
Source: RefSeq, a predicted model, not a curated record
GAAGACCACGGCGAGCAGAAAACGCGAAGUCAAUACAGUAUAGCAUAGCUAGUUAGCUGGGGAAUUAGCAUCUUCGUCGUCGGCCUUUUUGUACCCACCGAAACAUCAUCAACCGUUACCAUUAACAACAACAACAUCUAUGUAGUAAAUUGGCCAACUCUGUUUUUUGUUGUUGUUUUUAAUGGCGACCAACGGCUACCACCAGCGCAACGAUGACAGCGCGGACGACGAGGACGAAACGCCCACGAAGAAGCAGCCGCGCUCCGACAAAGACGUGACCGGCUCAGGCUGUCUUCUCCGGAGCGAGGCCGACAAGGAGGCGGCGGCGGCGGCGGCGGCGGCCGCGCCGGCUGGACGUGGUCGCUCUCCCCGCCGCGCCUCCAACGCGACGGCGCGGCUUCGCAGCGACUCGGUGAAGAAGAGCAGGCCGCCAUUCCCCUGGUUUGGCAUGGACAUCGGCGGCACGCUGGUCAAGCUGGUGUACUUCGAGCCCCGCGACAUCACGGCGGAGGAAGAGCAGGAGGAGGUGGAGAACCUGAAGAGCAUCCGCCGCUACCUGACGUCCAACACGGCGUACGGCACCACCGGCAUCCGCGACGUGCACCUGGAGCUGCGCGACCUGACGCUGUGCGGCCGCACGGGCAACCUGCACUUCAUCCGCUUCCCCACGCACGACCUGCCCACCUUCCUGCAGAUGGGCAGCAGCAAGCACUUCUCCAGCCUGCACACCAGCCUCUGCGCCACCGGCGGCGGCGCCUAUAAGUUUGAGGACGACUUCCGCACGACGGCCGACCUGGAGCUCCACAAGCUGGACGAGCUGGACUGCCUGAUCCGCGGCGUGCUGUAUAUCGAUGCGGUGGUCUCCAGGGGCCCGUCCGAGUGUUACUACUUCGAGAACCCCGCCGAGCCGGACCGCUGCGUGCAGCGGCCCUACGCGCUGGAGAACCCCUACCCGCUGCUGCUGGUCAACAUCGGCUCCGGCGUCAGCAUCUUGGCCGUCUACUCGGAGAACAACUACAAGCGCGUUACCGGGACCAGCCUGGGCGGGGGGACCUUCCUGGGCCUGUGCUGCUUGCUGACCGGCUGCUCCACCUUCGAGGAGGCGCUGGAAAUGGCGUCGCAGGGCGAGAGCACCCGCGUGGACAAACUGGUCAGGGACAUCUACGGAGGCGACUACGAGCGCUUCGGACUGCCGGGCUGGGCCGUGGCCUCCAGUUUCGGCAACAUGAUGUCCAAAGACAAGCGCGAGUCGGUGUCCAAGCAGGAUCUGGCCAGGGCCACGCUGGUCACCAUCACCAACAACAUCGGCUCCAUCACGCGCAUGUGCGCGCUCAACGAGAAUAUCGAGCGUGUGGUUUUUGUGGGCAACUUCCUGCGUGUCAACACGCUGUCCAUGAAGCUGCUGGCCUACGCCAUGGACUACUGGUCCAAAGGUCAACUCAAAGCGCUCUUCUUGCGCCACGAGGGUUACUUUGGGGCCGUCGGAGCUCUGCUGGAACUGCUCCAUCCGUCCUGAAGCAGCCAAAAAAAUAACAAAAAAAUUCAUGGACAAAGUCAACCUGCUCCGGAGCAAAACAAAAUGUUGCACUUUAAAAUCUUUACGGUACAGGAUCAUGAGGCGCUUCCUCUGUGCUCUCAGGACGGCCUACCGACGGACUCAGAUCCAUUUUUAUUAUUAUUGUUAUUAUUAUUUUUUUUUUUUUUUUUUUCAAAAACUGCAGCCUUUGCAAUUUUAAAAGCGCUUUCUACUCCAUUGCGAUCUCGAUCCGAAUUUGAUCAGUGGUUCCAAACCUCGAGGUAAUGGGAUUACAUUAGCUAACCGAAACCGCUGUGGACGCGGCAACAAUUAGCAUUCCAAGUGAUCGCUCUACAUUUUGGUGCGGCGCCAGCAAAUAAACGCCACGCCGCGCCCCAAAUGGACACCUCCCAAAACGGGCAGUAACUCACAGCCUCACAAGGAGUAAACUACUGAGCCCAUUUGAGCUCUUGCUAACCAAAACAACGAUGCAGACUAACGUCAUUAGCAUCCAGGUCAUGGCUGCAUCAUGUUGCAAGCCUCCAUGUUUAUGUUACACCAAAAAAAAAAAAAAAUCCAACACCUUGAACCAAAUAGACUCCGCCAAAGCAAAGUACGAACUGUAAUUAUCUCCGUAAGCUAUUUGUCCUCUCUCGCGAACCCAAACGGUCGCAGAGAAAGCGUCUUUAGCGUCCCAAGUAAUUGCUGCAUCCUGUUACAUGUUUAUGCCUCGACCCAAAUAGACCUUCCAAGCGGGUCCUAACUGCAUCCUUCUUCGGAUUCAGUCGUCGUCUGUUGCUAACUAACUUGGCGAAGGCACGUUUGUUUCUAAACACGUCCGUUUUGUGGAUGUAUGUGGUCCCAGGAAACAUUAUGAAGUGCCUGCCAUGUGACAAUC